GCAGGCGGGGCCCAGGGGGGGCGGAACCAAGGGAGCCGGAACCUGCGGGGCCGGGGGACGGGAAUGGGAGCCGGACACGGAGCGCCCCUCUCCCCAGCCAGGACGGCACCAACCGCUUCCCCCAGCGUGUGAGCGAGUGACUCCAGCCCCCAGGGAGACGCCCGUAAAGCCGGAGUCUGGUGAGAGAUUUGUAACGCGCCCCAGCGUCACCCCAGCCCCACGCUCACAGAGUCCAGAUCUCUCAGAUUUAGCCACCGUAGGUACCAGCCACUUGGGUCCCAUCAUGGCGUUUCCUGAGCCGAAGCCCAAGAAGCCAGAGCUGCCAAAGAAGCUGGUGCAGACUCUGGAGUGCAAACAGGGAGCGGUCAGGGCAGUGAGGUUUAAUGUGGAUGGAAAUUACUGUCUCACCUGCGGAAGCGACAAGUCCCUGAAGCUGUGGAACCCCCACAAGGGGACCCUCCUGAAGACCUACAGUGGCCAUGGCUACGAAGUGUUGGACGCGGCUGGCUCCUUUGAUAACAGCCAGCUCUGCUCCUGUGGGGCCGACAAAACGGUCGUCCUGUGGGACGUAGCCAGUGGGCAGGUGAUCCGCAAGUUCAGAGGUCACGCGGGGAAGGUGAACUGCGUGCAGUUCAACGAGGAGGCCACCGUGAUCCUGUCGGGCUCAAUCGAUUCCAGCGUCCGCUGUUGGGACUGCCGCUCACGCAGACCCGACCCCAUCCAGAUCCUGGACGAAGCCAAGGACGGGGUGUCCAGCCUGAAAGUGUCGGAUUAUGAGAUCCUCUCUGGCUCUGUGGACGGCCGCGUCCGGCGCUACGACCUGCGCGCAGGGGAGCUGUACUCGGAUUACGUUGGAAGCCCCGUCACCAGCGUGUGUUUCAGCAAGGACGGGCAGUGCACACUGGCUGCCAGCCUGGACUCCACCCUGCGCCUGCUGGACAAGGACACCGGGGAGCUGCUGGGCGAAUACACCGGCCACAAGAACACGGCCUACAAGCUGGACUGCUGCCUGAGCGAGAAGGACACGCACGUGGCCAGCUGCUCGGAGGACGGACAGGUGUAUUUCUGGGACCUGGUUGAGGGCUCCCUGACGCUGAGCCUGUCCGUGGGCAGAGGUGUGGUCCAGUCCCUGUCCUUCCACCCCAGCGAGCCCGGCCUGCUCACGGCCACCGAGGGGCGCGUGCAGCUCUGGAGGGAGGAGCCCCACACCGCCGAGGAGCAGCCGCCCGCCUGUUGAAUAGGAGCAUCAAGCGUCCCUCCGGCCAAUCACACACGGACUCAGUCUUGGGGCAGCCGCUUUAUUGAGCCCCGUCUCGGAGUGGGGGCGGCCGGGACUCUAGGGGGGGGCAGCAGCAGUGAGCCCCAGAGCAUGGCAGGGGGGGGCGACCUCUUGCCCUCCACAGCAGCUCAGAGCCCAGCCAUGCAGGAGUCGUGGGCCUGCCCAGCAACCCUCUACCAACCAGUGACCCUACAGCCCCCCACUAUCACCCCACCCUCCAGGGGGCAUCUGGACACAGCCACAACUGGCUCAGAGGGUCAGGGGUGGGGAGACUUCAGAAGACAUUAAUAGGGGGACCCCCCAAGGCCUCUAACCGUCACCCAUCUGGGGCUUUGGUUUUUUAAAGUCUUCCCCAAAAUCUAUCCCCCAGUGCCAGGCGUCCAUUCCAUUGGUCAAGUACGCCACAGUCACCCUCCCCCUGCCCCCGACAGGUCCAGUGAGGGCACAACCAGCACCCCGCGUGGAAACUGACACCUGCGCACCAGCUCCAGCCAGGAGCUAAACUCUCUGUUUUCCCUGCUGCAGAACGGCAGGGGCGGGCGGGCGCCAGAGCUCAGCGCUGCUGGGCGGUUCUCUCCCCCCUGCAAAAGGGGGUGUUCCUAGCACAGGUUACAACGGACACGCCCCGGCUCUCCCUAGGGGGGCACAGCUCCUGUCCCCCAGGCUGCCCUCACAACAGGGCUCCCUUAGCCUGCGCUAGGGGCAUUCUCCCCUCGGGGUCACUGGAGAGGGAACACACAGCAGCGAGGGUUUAGUGCCGCUCAGCCACUGACAUUAGAGGGAAGCCGCGAAAGCCGGCUGGCUGGCUCUUCGCUGCUGCUAACAGGUGUCCUGAGCGCGUGGGAUGGGAGCACAGUUGCUCUUUCCCAAAAGCUGAGUAAUAAAAUCAUGUUUAACAUGU
Molecule: messenger RNA, 2180 nt
Organism: Malaclemys terrapin pileata
Lineage: Eukaryota; Metazoa; Chordata; Testudines; Emydidae
Gene: WDR83
Product: WD repeat domain 83
Exons: 10
Coding region: 284-1237 (317 amino acids)
Biological process (GO): mRNA splicing, via spliceosome
Cellular component (GO): catalytic step 2 spliceosome
Molecular function (GO): protein binding
Source: RefSeq, a predicted model, not a curated record